This is a messenger RNA of Diplodia corticola, 558 nucleotides long. RefSeq lists its product as uncharacterized. Lineage: Eukaryota; Fungi; Ascomycota; Dothideomycetes; Botryosphaeriales; Botryosphaeriaceae. The coding region runs from base 1 to 558 and encodes 185 amino acids. The record is from RefSeq and is a predicted model, not a curated record. The transcript has a single exon.
AUGGCGUUACCGUCGGGCGGAGGAUAUUCGUCCAAAUCGCGCAGCCCAUGGUCCCUGAAAUACGACAGCAGCAGCGGCGGCAGCGGCGGCGGCAGCAGCAGCAGCAGCAGCAGUAGCAGUUCGCAUCGCCACCAUGAUGGGCCGAUGAGCAAGCAGCGCGCUGCGGCGCUCGAGAUUGUCGCAGCCUUCAACCGCAACAACAUCGACACCCAGACCAUCGCGUCCUUCCGCGCGCCCAACUUCAGGCGUGAGGUGCUGCCCUCGAGCCUGAACCAGGAGCCCCAGGAUGCCGAUGGCUUCCAACGCACGCUGAACAUGUAUCGCGCCGUCUUCCGACACUACGCGCUCGACCUGCUUGAGGUGGUGGACGACGUACCCGGCAGGAAGGUGUGCCUCUGGCUGACAUCCCGGGCGGAUACAGUCGGCGGCAAGUAUGCGUGCGACAUGAUUUGGACGCUGACCUUUGACGAGACGGGCAAGAAGGUGGUGUUGUGGAGGGAGUUCUUGGAUGCGUCGGCAAGGACGAUGGAUCAUCUCCCAGAGAACAUAGGUGUGUGA